UUCCUUCCACUUCUAUCCCACUCACUCCUUAAUCAUGAUCACGAUCAACGCCCUCCCCAACGAACUCCUCGGCGAGAUCCUCGGGCACGCCAUGCACAUCCCUGACGAGCUGUUCACCAGCAACGCCGCUCGCUCCCCCUUCGGCACCUACGCCCACCCCCACGCGGCGCGCCGGUACCUCCUCGUUAACAAGCGGUGGCGCGAUGCUGGCCUUCGCCCACUGUACCACGACAUCGUGCUUCGCUCGCGCGCGCAGGCGACAGCGCUUGCGAGUACGCUCAGGCAGGACCUCAAUCUGGCUCUCAUGGUCCACAAGCUGCGCGUCGAGGGUGGCUUCGGCGUGUCCAUGGCGGUGAUCAUGGCUGCGUGCACGAACAUCACGGAUUUGUGUUUGCUGGUCAACAUAGAUUCGCAUGACAGCUCGAGCGGGAUUUGCCUGGGGCUCAGGUACCUCAGUCCGACGAGGCUUGUUUUGCUGGACAUGCAAGUCAGUCGGCCGCUGAGCGAGAACGGGGCGGGACUGCUCGUGGCACUUCAGAGAGCUCUGCCACAGUGGGGCGAUCUGACGACCGUGAUGUGCGCUGUUCCGUAUGGCAUGGAUGGGCGGAUGCUUGCGCAUCUCCUCCAGCAUGCGCCCAAUCUGCGGACCGUCAUCCUCACGCGCGGCUGGCGCAAGGGUUUCAUGAAGCCGAUUUGCGAGCUAAGCACAGUGCAUGAGGUUGUCUUUCGGUCUAUCGUGCCCUGCAAGCCUCACUGGCUGGACGCCGAGAAAGCGGAGUGCACGCAGUCAGUACGUGACAAGCACCGGAUGGACCCUCCCGUUAACAGGCCUCCAUCGGCUCACGCUAUUGUCAAUGCAUCUACGCCCGAGCAGGAUUUCAAGUAUCUUGACCGUGCCCCACCGGGAGUUACUGUUCAAGAGUUCCGACGCGUCGUCGGCUACCAUUGGAGAACUGGGGAUCAGCUAGUCGCUGAACUUCGCAGCGAUCCCCGUGUUGUCGACUAUGUGCAGGAAAUCGUUCUCCACCCGCUCUGGAAUUGGGGUGGCACGCAGGUCCACGACCUCAGGCCCCUCCUGGAGGUCGUACACAACUUGAAGAGCAUCAGGCGUGGAUCACGGGUGCAGAGUCCCGCGUACGUGCCUUGGGAUGCGUACGAGCUCCUGAUCGAGCAAAACGGAUGUACAUUGGAGACUUUGGAGGGAAUCUGCCUCGAGAGUGCUCCGUCGGACCACCUAGUCCCCAUACCGUCGCUCUGGGAUCUCUCCUGCCUGCGCCACCUUUCAUGGGACUGCACGACGGUGUUCAACGACUUGCAGCAGUUGCCAGAGGACGCGCUUGCUAUGCUCGAGUCCAUUACAAUUGCUGCUUGCCAUCCUACGUUCGCGCGCAUCCUGAGCAAGACAUGCCUUUCAUCCCUCAAGAAGAUCUAUCUUCACGCUCCAGCACCAGGCAAUAGGCACAUCUGCUAUGAGUCGCAUGGCAUUCUUUUGCAUAGCCAUGGCUGGAAACUGGAUGAAGUCGAACUCGACGGUUUCUUCGAUCUCAACAUCCUCCGCGCCUCGCCGAACGUCCAGUGCUUGACGCUUCAUGGAGAAGAGCUUAUCUUGCGUGGUGAGCCCAAAGCACACGGAACACUCGCGAAGAUAUUUCUUCCAGACAUGGACUGCUCGCAAUGCAUCGAGUUCAUUCCGCGUCUGCAUCUCGACUCGUAUCCUGCGCUGCGCGAGAUACACUGGCGAGGAGACUGGCCCUGGACCGAACACGCAAUCGCGAGCAAUGGGCUCAUUCCGGUUGUAGACCACAUUCUCUCGCCGCGCGGCGUGAAGUUCUAUGAUAAGGAGGGAGUGGCUUGGGUGCCUCGAUUGAGGGUGGAUGACGCAUGAAUUUCACGACAAUAACGAAAGUAGAAACGUACCUUAGACCUUACAAUACUAGAAUCCAU
Messenger RNA from Schizophyllum commune H4-8, 1944 nucleotides. RefSeq lists its product as uncharacterized. The transcript is spliced from 6 exons. Bases 35 to 1885 code for a protein of 616 amino acids. The record is from RefSeq and is a predicted model, not a curated record. NCBI's taxonomy places the organism in Eukaryota, Fungi, Basidiomycota, Agaricomycetes, Agaricales, Schizophyllaceae.